AAUGUCUUGGUCUUUAUGUCACAUGCAUGUCAUUCUCUGCUGACUCAGCACAGAUCUCUGAGCAUAGAUAAAAGAUAAAGAGUGCACUGAUCAGUGAUGCAGUGCAAUGGAUGGUGGCCUACUCCUGGUUCUCUGUGUCUUGUCCUUCAUUCUAGGGUUCCUCUCUGUUGCACUGUAUGUCAGUUGGCAGCAGGCCUAUCAUGUGAGGAAGGUGUGGACAGAGAGCAGUUCUCAAUGGACACAAGUCGGCUGUCACAAGGUGUUGGCACCCUCCGUUGAGCCACGCCCCCUCCAGUUCAACAGUCAACUCACUGGAGUGAAGAGCAUUGAUGAAGAACUAGAAAAGCUGUUGUCCCUCGGACUACGAGACCUUUUCGAGAGCUGGUAUCACACCCACGUCAGUCCCGACCCAGUGUGUUCCCAAGAAGGCCUAGAACUGGCCCACAAUGUGAUUCAAGAAGUAGCCGCGGCUGGCAGAGAGGUCGACUACUUGGCCUUCUUCAUAGAGACACUCAUCAAUGAUUUUAUGGAUCACCUGAGGGCAUACAAGGUGGCAUGUGGGACUGCAUCAGUGGGUGUGGUCACAGGUCAAAGUGCAGCAAUAUGGAACGAGGCGGUGGAGACAGAGUUCUUCAAGUGUGAGAGUGGGGAGGACCCGUGGAGGGCCGUCUGGUGUGACAGGGAAGCCAGGAUAGCCUACCUGUACCGUCUCUCUGAGCUGCUGCUGUGUAUUGUGCUCCCAGAGGACGAGUUCUCUUCUCCGUCCCUCCAGGCCCUCCUCACCGAUGUGUUGGUCUGGAAGGUAUGGACGCCAUUGCUCAAGACACUAGCUCUACCUGACAACAUCAACGCCACCUUCAUAUCAAUGUGCAAGGAGAGCUCUCUGAACACUGACAGUUUUAUGGCUGCUCUGAGUGAGGGGGCCAAUGAGACCGAGGUACGAUCACUCAGGUACAACGUCAACUCUCACACCUGCAGAAGACCGGAGUCACAGAAAAGUGCUCUGGAAUCAGUUCUGGCCACUGCUAAAGCAGUACUCAGUGCCAAGAGUGUCCCUGCGAAUGUGUCCAGUGAUAGUCUCAUUGCCCUCUCGGCCGCCAUUCCCGACUAUGACAUUCUGAACGAGGGUACCACCAAGCACUGUGUGUUUCACGUCAACGUCUCCUGCAAACACAGCCAUGUCUCUGUCACUGAGAAGUGGAUCAUUGAUCGUCGCUAUAGAGACUUCCACGACCUCCACCUCUCACUCAGGGCACAGAUUGAUAACUUCCCUGUUAAUCUCGUGCUACCCACUCUUCCCUCGUUCCACAAAUUGGACCCCCAGCGGUUGGACGUGAGACGAAUUCAGCUGGAGGGCUACCUCAAAACUAUCAUCUCAGAGGAAUUCCUAUCAGAUCACCUCCACGUGUUGGGUCAGGUCAUCUUGUUCCUGUCAGAAGGAGAGUACGAACGACAGAGCACCGAGCUAAAGAGAAUGGCGAACACUCUCCUCAACCCUCUAAAACGUGUGGCCACAUUGACCCGAGGUGCACUCAAGUCCUCUGGCCAGUCAAGUUCCAAGAUGUCUCCAGUGACAGUCAAGAAGCAGCCAUCAUCAGAGACACCCAAACCACCAGGAGAAGAGAGUUUUGGAGCCUCCAAACCUGCUGCCAAGAAGCACUUUGAGUUCCUCUACCAAGACAAGACAGGUAAUUCAUGGGGCACCAGUAAAGAGAGCUUUGUUAAGAGGCCUAGCAAGUUCUACCCCCUGGAGAUAGACUAUGGUGGUGAUGAGGACACUGGGCAACAGCUUGGAAUUGCCCCUGGUUCAAAGUCCACACUGGCCCCUGAGAUACAAGAUCUCAUUCGAAUGAUAUUUGAUGUGGAGAGCAUGAAGAAAGCUAUGCUGGAGUUUGAGAUUGAUAUAAAGAAGAUGCCUUUGGGCAAGUUGUCACGGCGUCAGAUAGAGAGUGCAUAUUCUGUCCUUUCUGAGCUACAACGAGAGAUUGUUGGGACUCAGAAUCCGAGCAAAAUCCUCGACUAUACUAACAAAUUCUACACUCUAGUACCACAUGACUUUGGCAUGACGAAACCACCCCCACUGAACUCAGAGGAGGUUAUAAAGAUAAAGACACAAAUGUUGGAUAAUCUAUUGGAGAUUGAGGUGGCCUACUCGCUACUGAAACAGGAGGAUGGUGUGAGUGGAGGGAAGGAUCCAUUGGACCUGCAUUAUGAGCAGCUCAAGACCAAGAUGGAUGUGCUGCCCAAGAGCUCUGAUGAGUUCUCAAUGCUGCAGGAGUACGUGUCCAACACUCAUGCGGUCACCCACUCUCAGUACUCACUGGAGGUGCUGGAGGUGUUCAAAGUGGACAGAGAAGGGGAGGGGAAGAAAUACAAACCAUUCUCAAAGCUCCACAACAGACAGUUGCUCUGGCACGGCUCCAGGAAGACCAACUUUGUGGGAAUACUAUCUCAGGGUCUUCGAAUAGCUCCACCAGAGGCGCCAGUGACUGGCUACAUGUUUGGGAAGGGGGUGUACUUUGCAGACAUGGUCUCCAAGAGUGCCAAUUACUGUAACACCUCUCGCUCUGACAACGAGGGACUCAUGCUCCUCUGUGAGGUUGCCCUCGGAGACAUGUGUGAGCUGACCCACUCCAAGUAUGUAGACAAGCUGCCAGCUGGUAAGCACAGUACCAAGGGUCUGGGUCGGACCGCCCCCACUACUGACGGCCACAAGACCACUGAGGAGGGUGUGGUCAUCCCCAUGGGCAAGGGCUCCUCCACAGCCGUCGACAAUACCUCACUACUCUAUAAUGAGUAUCCUAUUCAGUGUUCAUUGUAUGAUGUGAGCCAGAUAAGAAUCAAGUGCCUGCUCAAAAUGAACUUCAAGUACAAGUGGUAGCUAGAGACUGUUGAACUCUGUUACUAAUGUUAUGUUUUUGUUGUGUUCUGUGUUCCCUUGAGGUCAUUUAUAUAUUUGAUACCGUAUAGCGUGAAUUUUUUGCUUCUCAUCCUACGAAAUACACGAUUUUUCAGAA
Molecule: messenger RNA, 3017 nt
Organism: Halichondria panicea
Lineage: Eukaryota; Metazoa; Porifera; Demospongiae; Suberitida; Halichondriidae
Product: sorting nexin-13-like
Exons: 16
Coding region: 107-2881 (924 amino acids)
Biological process (GO): double-strand break repair; protein poly-ADP-ribosylation
Cellular component (GO): nucleolus
Molecular function (GO): phosphatidylinositol binding; NAD+-protein mono-ADP-ribosyltransferase activity; NAD+ poly-ADP-ribosyltransferase activity
Source: RefSeq, a predicted model, not a curated record